CCAUGUGUUCAAGGUCCAUCCAGGCUGUGGCGAGUGUCAGCGCCUCCCUCUUUUUCACGGCCGAGUGAUAUACCAGUGUGUGGACGGGCACAUUGUGUUAUCCAUUCAUCCUAUUGAUUUUGUACCGUCUACGUGCUUUUUGUUUUUUUGGUCAUGCACUCAUGGAGGGCCAGGUCCCUGUUGAAUUCAUUUUAUACAGUGAUGUUUACAGGGCAAAGCACUGCAGAAUCCACACAACCCGUGACAUUUAGGGUCCAUAUCGGAAAACCACAGAAUUAAAGUCAAUGACUUCUAAAGCCCCAGCUUUACAUAAACAAAACUCUCCUAUUUCUCUCUUGACUCUGGAGUACAUUUGAGCCUUCAUAUUUUCAUAGUUCUGUGUCCGAUCAGUACUCUGACAGCACAAUGACAAAGCCACACUGUGAAGACUCGGCCCAGGAACCCAGAGAGCCGUGGAGUCCAGGAGCGGGGCCUGGAGGCAGGAAACCUGGACUGAGUCUUGGUUCUAGAAUGUACUGUGCUGAGGCCCAGAGACAUUGCUUGACCACUCCAGGCUUCAUUUUUCCCCUCAUGUAUUACAUGGGGACAAGUCCAGUGUAGGGUGCUGGUCCAGGCAGCAGGCUCGGCUCCCAAAGGGGCUCAGAUGCAGCAAAUCUCGCUCCCCAGAGUCCAGCAGGUGCCACAGCAGGUCCAGCCCGUGCAGCACGUGUACCCCCAAGUGCAGUACGUGGAGGGCGGAGACACUGUCUACACGAAUGGAGCCUUGCGGGCGGCCUACGCCUACAACCCCGAGCCUCCGAUGUACGCCCCAAGCAGCGCAGCGUCUUACUUCGAGGCCCCGGGCGGUGCCCAGGUGACCGUGGCCGGCUCCUCCCCGCCCGUGGUCCCUUCGCACAGCAUGGUGGGCAUCACCAUGGAUGUCGGCGGGAGCUCCAUCGUCUCCAGCGCGGGAGCCUAUCUCAUCCACGGCGGGAUGGACAGCACGAGACACACGCUGGCCCACACUUCCCGGUCGUCGCCAGCUACGCUUGAAAUGGCGAUUGAAAACCUCCAAAAAAGCGAAGGGAUUACAUCACACAAAAGCGGUUUACUCAACAGCCAUCUCCAGUGGCUACUAGAUAAUUAUGAAACUGCCGAAGGUGUCAGUCUCCCCCGAAGCUCUCUAUACAACCAUUACCUUCGACACUGCCAGGAACACAAGCUGGACCCUGUGAAUGCCGCCUCCUUUGGGAAACUGAUCCGCUCCGUGUUUAUGGGCCUGAGGACGCGGCGACUGGGCACCAGGGGCAACUCCAAGUAUCAUUACUAUGGGAUCCGUCUGAAGCCAGACUCACCCCUGAACCGGCUGCAAGAGGACACCCAGUACAUGGCCAUGCGGCAACAGCCUGUGCACCAGAAGCCCAGGUACCGGCCAGCCCAGAAGACAGACAGCCCUGGGGACAGUGGCUCACACAGCAGUCUCCACAGCACGCCGGAGCAGGCCAUGGCCGCACAGAGCCAGCAGCACCAGCAGUACAUAGAUGUCUCCCACGUGUUCCCGGAGUUUCCAGCGCCUGACCUGGGCAGCGUCUUGCUGCAGGAGAGUGUCACACUACAUGACGUCAAGGCCCUGCAGCUGGUCUACCGACGGCACUGCGAGGCAACUUUAGAUGUCGUGAUGAACCUCCAGUUCCACUACAUUGAAAAGCUGUGGCUUUCCUUCUGGAAUUCUAAACCCUCCUCCAGCGAUGGCCCUGCCUCUCUACCGGCCAGUGACGAGAACCCCGAAGCCGCCGUCCUCCCGAAGGACAAGCUGGUGUCUCUGUGUAAAUGUGACCCCAUCCUCAAGUGGAUGAGGAGCUGCGACCACAUCCUCUACCAGGCCCUGGUGGAGGUCCUCAUCCCAGACGUGCUGCGGCCAGUGCCCAGCACCCUGACACAGGCCAUCCGCAACUUUGCCAAGAGCUUGGAAGGCUGGCUGACGAACGCCAUGAGCGACUUCCCACAGCAGGUCAUCCAGACCAAGGUGGGCGUGGUCAGCGCCUUCGCGCAGACCCUGCGGAGGUACACGUCCCUCAACCACCUGGCGCAGGCAGCCCGGGCGGUGCUUCAGAACGCUUCCCAGAUCAACCAGAUGCUCAGCGACCUCAACCGCGUGGACUUCGCCAACGUGCAGGAGCAGGCCUCGUGGGUGUGCCAGUGCGAGGAGAGCGUUGUACAGCGGCUGGAGCAGGACUUCAAGCUGACCCUGCAGCAGCAGAGCUCCCUGGACCAGUGGGCCCGCUGGCUCGACAACGUGGUCACCCAGGUCCUGAAGCAGCACGCGGGCAGCCCCAGCUUCCCCAAGGCUGCCCGGCAGUUCCUGCUAAAAUGGUCUUUUUAUAGCUCCAUGGUGAUUCGCGACCUCACCCUGCGCAGUGCCGCCAGCUUCGGCUCCUUCCACCUGAUCCGCCUGCUGUAUGACGAGUAUAUGUUCUACCUGGUGGAGCACCGCGUCGCCGAGGCAACUGGAGAGACGCCCAUUGCUGUGAUGGGAGAGUUCAACGAUCUCGCCUCCCUGUCACUGACGCUGCUGGACAAAGAUGACAUCAGUGAAGACCGGGGCAGUGAGGCCAAUGUGGACGCCCGCAGCCUUGGCGAACCCCUGGUGAAGCGCGAGCGCAGUGACCCGAACCACCCCCUGCAGGGCAUCUAGGGGGCGCCCUUCCCCAGGCCCCGCCCAGCCCCCUGAGGCUCCACCGCGAUCGUGCCUCCUCCGUGAAGUGACCUUGCCUCUGACUCCUGCCGUCGGAGGCCCAGCACGCCCUGGAAGGUCACGCUGUUCCUCCGGAAGAGAAAACUUGUUCGCCGCGCCACAGGCCACGCCCGGUUCCGAGUGCCCGGGUUCUUUUCGUCCUGACUGUCCUCGUCCUCCCGUCUGCUGCACUGGGACCUUCCAUGGAGUCCACUCGUCCCGCCAGGAGCUGGAAGGACGUGCGGGGUGGGUCGGCACUUGGGCACUAGGCUUCUCCUCCAUUCAGCUUGGUCCAGUUUUCACCGUGAUGUUUAAAAUUCAGGCGGAGGCGGAAAAGGAAGGGUGUGGGCAGCUGCUGGGCAGUCCCGAGCUGGCCUCGUCCACGGAGCUUCCGCCCUGCUGCCCCUGUGGUGGGAAGGGACACUGUGCACCCCGUGGCCCCUGGGAGACAGCCCGUCCGCACCUCCUGCCCUGCCCCGCGCUGAGGCAGAGAGGCCGCCCCCACAAGGGCCCCAGCUCCAGAUGCCAAAGGUCCCCAGAGUGUGGGCAGGCAGCCCACGGCCCGACAUGGCUCAUGAAACAAGUCACAGAAACUGGCCCACUCGUGUCUUUUAAGAGUCAACACCAGACAUCAGCAACGGGAAGGACUGUGGUCCUAAUCCAAGGUCACAGCCAACAUGAAGCCAAACAGCUGGGUCUGGAACGUGUCCUGAGGGGGCCGGGAGGGCGGUCAGCGUUUCAGCAGUGCCUUCAGAGGGCAGCCACCCACCAAGCUGCACAAACAGCUGUUCCUGCAGCCAGCUCCACAGAAUCUUCCAGAACACCUGCCUUGCAAUUGGUGUUUCUGAGGCAGUGUAACCCCGGGCAGGUCCCAUCUUGAACUGCUCAAAGUCGAGAGUCUUCUCUGGGGGCAAACAUCCCAAGGACUGGCACAAGCCUGAACUUCAAACUCCAGAUCUGUGGCCAUCAUAACACGUUGCACUUGGUUAGUUUAACUCCAUGCGAGACUUCUGUCCCCAAAACAACUGCAAAGAAGAAAGACAAACCUCUGGUCUAGGAAGCGCCAUCUUAGAAAUGCAAUAGUUUCUCUUUUUGGAAAUAUGUUUAUACCAAUAGUUUCGUGCUCCAAUUGUUAUUAGAACGUUUCUUAUGAAUGUGUAUAUUGCAGUAUAUUCGGUCCCCAAUGUUUUUUUCUCGUUCACACAGGUGAUGGAAAGUCAUGUGGCCUUUAAAAACCUUACUUCCCGUCAAGCAGGAGUGCUGUACAGGCCUCUGCCCUCGCCAGGUGUGCAGGGGCGGCUGGGGGGAGGACCAGAAGGAGACGCACUGAUUCUAGAAACCAGAAGUCCAUGGUGAUCAGUGUCUGUCUGGUCUUAGAGUUCAAGACUUAGAUGAAAUCAGACGGAAAGAAUGUCUUUAAAUACCCAUCUCCUCCACGGGGAGGCAUUGACGUUCUUGGAUUGUAAUGGCCUGUCUUUGCUUCCACAUGUGGUAACCAGUACCAGCUGGGUUCUGCCUUACGCUCUGUCUGGUCCUUUGCAGGAUUCCAUGAGGAGGACUACAAAUGACAGUAAAGACACGAGCCUUCCAAGCCUGUUCUCAUUUUUCAUUGCAGUAAACACAUUUAAUGUACCCAUUUGGGGGUCACAGUCCACACUCCAGCCUCCACACCCCCCCACAGUGGCUCUGCAGGAUGUGGCCCCCCUUUCCCAGCCUGGCCCCCAGCACUGUCCUCCCAACUCUCUGUGGAGACUCCCAGAAGGAGCAGGUUCUUCAAGCUUCAUUUAGCAAGGCUAGCCCUGGGCCAAAAGUGGCAAGAAACGGUUAUCAGCCCGGGAUGGUCAAGGCCAUUUGUAAAUAGACUAGGCUCAUUCAGACAUGACAGAAUGAAGCCACGCUCCAACGCUGAUGCAACCCACCAGUUCUUGGGUUUAUUCUGUAGGGCUGUGGGGCCAAACUCCAGAGUCCCCUAAAGAGCAGGGCUUGAGUUUGUUCCAAAAUCGCCAAUCCCUGAGCCCCAUCUGCGAGAGCCUGCCUCGUGGGAUUGUAGGAGCCAGGAAUCCAUAUUGCUGUGACCACCCCCUUCUAGGGGACUGACACAGACUCAUAGGACUUUGAAGAAACCCUGCCGGGGAGAGCAAUGCAGUUCCUGGUCAGCCCCACCUAAAAGCUGCUUCUUGCUGCCAGGCCGUUGCCCCACGUGGCCCCAGGGAUGCUCGGCCUCAGCCCCAGCAUAGGCCCCUCUGUCCUAGGAAGAGGCCCUGGGACCCCCAGGUGACACUAAAAUCACCUCACUUCCUUGGGCUGGGCAAUGCAGGGCCUGUGCUUGGCUUAAUGCUCUGCUGUCACCAUCUUGAAAUUUUCAUUUUCCACUGGCCCCACAAAUUCUGUGGCCGCUCCUGGGGAACUCCCUUCCCUUCCGGGCCUGACUCUGUAUUGACUCCCUGCCAGGCUCUCCGAACUCAGACUCUGCCACCCUCUGGUGGUUCACAUGUCAGUCCCCUGCAGCCCCUGAGCAGCACCAGCCCUUGCUCUGAACAGCAGCCCCCCGCAGCCCUCCCCCUCAGAGAGCCAGGCCUGUGUCAGGGAGGCAGGCUCCUGGAGGACACAGCCAGGCCCUGCCCAUGGGGCCUGAGUGGCUGGUGAGGGAGUGAGCAGGGCAAUAUCUAUGUGAUUACUGUCGCAGGAGCCAGAGAGGAGAUGAGGAGGGGAGCCUGCUGAAGGCCCACGGGCCGUCAAGUCCCUCAGUGGGGCCACAGGGUAACCCCCAGGGCACAGGCACCGCACAACAGGGCGCAGUCCCACCAAGAGCCUCUGGGAGUUUCUGCCUAAUCACAGGAGCUCCACGAUAGACAUUUUGGUCCCAUCUCUUCUUUUUUGAUGAUCUUCCAAGAUAGAUGUCACUUCCAUUGUACACACGGAAAAAUUGAAGCUGCUGGCUGGAAUGCAGACGUGAUGGCUGGAGCACCAACAGCCAUCCUCGACUUCGAGGUGGAUGUCAUAUAAUAAGGAUGGUGAAGUAAUGAGACAGAAGUCUGGGUCCCUGCUGAUAUUACAGUCCUAUCGGCCCCCUGUCAGAGUUCAGUAAGGCACAGUUAGGGAGGGGGGAGGCGAUAUGCAAGGGGACCUAUAGAUGUUCCUGCCUCCACAGACUCUGGAAGCAAAAUACGAGGUGUACACACACACACACACACCAGCUGCAGACGUAACUCUCGUCUACCUUGCUCAAGUUCAUGUUUCCCAAACCUAUCACAGUGUACACUCGGCAAAAAUCUAGUGAAUGAGUGAGUGAAUGAAUGAGGAAGUCUUCUGGGAAAUGGUCCGGGAAGGAGGAGAGAAAACGUGAAGGAAUGAGGAAGAGCAGGCAAAGAAAAUCAAACUCAUUCAGGAGGCCACCACCAGAAUUUUUUGAUACCAUCAAGCUGGACUUUAGAAAGACUGAUUCUGGCAGGGUGGGUGAAGGAACCGGAAGUAAGGGGGUCAAUUAGGUACUUG
This is a messenger RNA of Rhinolophus ferrumequinum (greater horseshoe bat), 6208 nucleotides long. It is a transcript of the gene RFX2, whose product is annotated as regulatory factor X2. The record is from RefSeq and is a predicted model, not a curated record. The coding region runs from base 644 to 2674 and encodes 676 amino acids. Gene Ontology annotation, molecular function: DNA-binding transcription factor activity, RNA polymerase II-specific; RNA polymerase II cis-regulatory region sequence-specific DNA binding. Gene Ontology annotation, cellular component: nucleus. Lineage: Eukaryota; Metazoa; Chordata; Mammalia; Chiroptera; Rhinolophidae. Gene Ontology annotation, biological process: regulation of transcription by RNA polymerase II. The transcript is spliced from 17 exons.